AUGGCCAAAAACUCCGAGGAGGAGGAAGCGGAGGAAGAGGUGAACGAGCACCCGAUCGAGGAGGUCCGGAACACGGUGCCCAUCACCGACAACCCGUCGGAGCCGUGCCUGACGUUCCGGACAUGGGUGCUGGGGAUGUCCUCCUGCGUGCUGCUGGCCUUCGUCAACGAGUUCUUCAACUACCGGUCGUCCCAGCUGAGCAUCGGCACGGUGCUGGUGCAGAUCGCGUCGUUGCCCAUCGGCCGCCUCAUGGCGUCCACGCUGCCGGAGCGCCCGGUCCGCGUGCCGGUGCCGUUCGCCGGCGGCGGCAGGUCGUGGUCCUUCUCCCUGAACCCGGGCCCCUUCAGCCUCAAGGAGCACUGCCUCAUCACCAUCUUCGCCGGCGCCGGAGCAUCCGGUGUCUACGCCCUCAACAUCAUCGCCAUCGUCAAGGUGUUCUACCGGCGGCAGAUCAACCCGUACGCCGCCAUGCUGCUGGCGCAGACCACCCAGCUGCUCGGGUACGGAUGGGCUGGCCUCUUCAGGAAGUUCCUCGUUGAUUCCGCCUACAUGUGGUGGCCGAUGAACCUUGUCCAGGUCACGCUCUUCAGAGCCAUGCACGAGGAGGAGAAGCGUCCCCGGGGCGGUGUGACGCGUCUGCAGUUCUUCAUCAUCGUCAUGAUCUGCAGCUUCGCCUACUACCUGAUCCCGAGCUACCUGUUCCCGUCGCUGAGCACGGUGUCGGUGCUGUGCUGGGUGUACAGGGACUCGGUGACGGCGCAGCAGAUCGGGUCGGGCCUGCGUGGCCUCGGCGUCGGCUCCUUCGGCCUGGACUGGAACACGGUGGCCGGGUUCCUCGGCAACCCGCUGGCGUCGCCGGCCUUCACCAUCGUCAACGUCAUGGCCGGGUUCGCGCUCAGCACCUACGUCGCGCUGCCGCUGCUCUACUGGACCGACACCUACAACGCCCGGCGCUUCCCGCUCAUCUCGCCGCACGUGUACGACGACGCCGGCAGACCCUACGACACCGGCCGCGUCAUCAACCCGGACACCUUCACGCUCAACCUCGCCGGCUACGACGCCUACAGCCGCAUCAACGUCAGCGUGCUCUUCGCCGUCAACUACGGCAUCGGCUUCGCCAGCCUCAUGUCCACGCUCUCGCACGUCGCGCUCUACCACGGGAAGGAGAUCUGGGACCUCUGCCGGAAGCAGCAGCAGCAGCAAGCGACGUCGGCUGACGACGUGCACACGCGGAUCAUGAGGUGCAACUACAAGCCCGUGCCGCAGCGGUGGUUCCACCUCAUGCUCGCCGUCGUGCUGCCGCUCUCGCUCUUCACCUGCGAGGGCUUUGGCCGGCAGCUGCAGCUCCCCUACUGGGGCCUCCUCCUCGCCUGCGCCAUCGCCUUCGCCUUCACGCUCCCUGUCGGCGUCAUCUCCGCCACCACCAACAUGCAGCCGGGGCUCAACAUCGUCACGGAGCUCAUCAUCGGCUACCUCUACCCGGGGAAGCCGCUGGCCAACGUGGUGUUCAAGACGUACGGCUUCAUCAGCAUGGGCCAGGCGCUGGCGUUCCUGUCCGACUUCAAGCUGGGCCACUACAUGAAAAUCCCGCCGAGGUCCAUGUUCUUCGCGCAGCUGGCCGGAACGCUCACGGCGUCCACGGUGCACUUCGCCACCGCGUGGUGGCUGCUCACCACGGUCAAGGACAUCUGCGACGUGGACAGGCUCCCCGCCGGCAGCCCCUGGACGUGCCCCGGCGACGACGUCUUCUACAACGCCUCCAUCAUCUGGGGCGUCGUCGGCCCGCUGCGGAUGUUCGGCACACUGGGAAACUACUGGCAGAUGAACUACUUCUUCCUCGUCGGCCUGCUGGCGCCGCUGCCCGUGUGGCUGCUCCAGCGCGCGUACCCGACCAACCGCGUGCUCGCCGGCGUCAACCUGCCGCUCGUCUUCGCCGGCGCCAGCGGGAUGCUCCCCGCGCGCAGCGUCAACUUCCUCAUGUGGGGGCUCGUCGGCUUCCUCUUCAACCACGUCGUGUACCGCCGCUACAAGGCCUGGUGGAUGAGACACAACUACGUGCUCGCCGCGGGACUCGACGCCGGCGUCGCGUUCAUGGGCGUCCUCACCUUCGUCGCGCUAGGAUACUUCGAUGUCUACGGCCCGCAGUGGUGGGGCGGCGUCGCCGACGACCGCUGCGACCUGGCCGGCUGCCCCACGGCGCCAGGAGUCGUCGCCAAGGGAUGUCCGGUGGUCGCAUAA
Molecule: messenger RNA, 2238 nt
Organism: Miscanthus lutarioriparius
Lineage: Eukaryota; Viridiplantae; Streptophyta; Magnoliopsida; Poales; Poaceae
Source: the annotation of a GenBank genome assembly